AGGAUGUUGUUGUACGUUUUUAGAGCCACAGUGAGGGUUAGUUGGUGGAGUUUAACUUGUGGGUGAAUGUCAGCUGUGGCGCACUUUUAAACUGACUGUCCAACAGAUCCACUCGACUGCGGUGCUCAACCUGUGAACCCCAGCUAUUAAGUGUUUAUUUGGCUUGACUUUCCCCCACGCCGAACAGACCUCGACUUGUUUACAGUCCUUGUUCCUGGCAACAACGUCACCGAAUCUAUCUGACAUCCCGGGGGCGGGGAGCGACGGCGAAACAACCAAUCAGUGCGUCCGAGCGGCUGUGGCCUGCGGCUCAGUGCGCACAGGGAAGCGGAUCAUAUAAAUAGAGCGGAGCUGCGGUGCUCAGCGCUCUAGAGGAAACUGAAGGGAAGCUCUGGUACGGAGCACUAAAGUGUCACCUACACACGAGUGGAAUGAAAACAUCUGAAUUAAUCACUGGACUCCGCUUUGAAUCCCGCUAAAGGUAUAAAUCGACGACUUGGUACAGUACAGUUCCACUAUUUGGAAGUUUUGCUCUGUUUUUGAUAGUUUUGAUCUUCAGUGUGUUAAUUCAGUGGGACUUUGUGCUGGAAAUUGAAUCAUUUGGGACACUGAAGACUCGGUGUUUAAGCAGCAUCUUUUCAGCGCACUCUUGUAUUUGACUGUCUGAUUUGAAAUAUGUCCACAAUAAUGGAACAGCCUUUUUAUGACGACUCGUUUCUCUCUGCUUAUGGCCAUCCAGGCGCAGCCCUGCCAGACUACAAGCUGCUAAAGCAGAAUAUGAACUUGAACUUCUCCGAGUCAUAUCGGAACUCAAACUUCAAGUCCCAGCACCUGCGCGCCGACAGUGAUUUCUAUCCAGCGGGGGCCGCAGACGUGGGCUCCCUGAAACUGGCCUCUCCUGAACUGGAACGGCUGAUCAUCCAGAACAGCAACGGGGUCAUCACUACGACACCGACACCCGGCCAGUACAUCUACAACCGCGGCAUCACAGAGGAGCAGGAGGGUUUCGCUGAGGGUUUUGUUAAAGCACUAGACGACCUACACAAGAUGAACCAGAUGGCGCCUCCAAACGUGUCCAUCGGCACAGGUGGCGUUGCGUGCUCGGCGCCCGCCUCUGUGUUUGGCUCAUCCAUGCAGCCAGAACCGCUCGAGUACACCACCCUGAGCAGCUGCACCACCAACCACAGCCUGUCCUCUGCUGCCAGCUACCCCUCCACCACCAUCAGCUACCUGCCCCACCAGUACCACCAGCACCCCCAGGCCAUUGCGCACGGCUCUCACCAUUUCCAACAGUCUGUGGCCGGGACGGGCAUCCACACACAGCGCUUCGGCGGCUUAAAAGAGGAGCCUCAGACGGUUCCGGACAUGCAGAGCAGCGACAACGGGUCUCCGCCAAUGUCCCCCAUAGAUCUGGAGAACCAGGAACGCAUCAAAGCGGAGCGAAAGCGCCUGAGGAACCGGCUCGCCGCGUCCAAGUGUCGGAGGCGCAAACUGGAGCGCAUCGCCCGUCUGGAGGAUAAAGUGAAAGUGUUGAAAACAGACAACGCCGGACUGUCGAGCACGGCUUCAGUACUGAGAGAGCAGGUGGCCCAGCUCAAACAGAAAGUCAUGACACAUGUGAGCAGUGGCUGCCAGCUCAUGUUAGCGCCCAAAGUCAAGUCUUACUGAAGAAGCCAUGCACUUUUCCAAACACUGGACAUGAACUGCACUGACACAGCACAGACAGUCUGAACGCACACUGUCUGUCUGUCUGUGAACUGGACCAUUAGGCUCCUGGACAUAAAACAGGCCUAACCUCCAGCCUAAAGACAUCAUUCCAGACUAAAACACUUUGGGGCAUUUUUGAACAAGUUUUAAAAGUGUCGUGUCACUGCCUGUUUACAUUUUACUUUAAUUGCUAUUUGUGAUGCUUUUGUUGUAAGUUAUUUGUGUUUAUUGGGUUGAGCCUGGUAAGCCUGUCCUUUUUUUUUUUUUUUUUUUUUUUUACUUGUAUAGUAUAUUUAAGUAAAUGAAUUUAUGAAAAUGAA
Sphaeramia orbicularis (orbiculate cardinalfish) is the source of this 2027-nucleotide messenger RNA. RefSeq names its product transcription factor jun-B-like. The record is from RefSeq and is a predicted model, not a curated record. Bases 676 to 1668 code for a protein of 330 amino acids. Gene Ontology annotation, biological process: regulation of cell cycle; regulation of cell population proliferation; regulation of transcription by RNA polymerase II. Gene Ontology annotation, cellular component: transcription regulator complex. The transcript has 2 exons. Lineage: Eukaryota; Metazoa; Chordata; Actinopteri; Kurtiformes; Apogonidae. Gene Ontology annotation, molecular function: RNA polymerase II cis-regulatory region sequence-specific DNA binding; DNA-binding transcription factor activity, RNA polymerase II-specific; transcription factor binding.